Rhizopus microsporus ATCC 52813 is the source of this 702-nucleotide messenger RNA. RefSeq lists its product as uncharacterized. Lineage: Eukaryota; Fungi; Mucoromycota; Mucoromycetes; Mucorales; Rhizopodaceae. The transcript has 5 exons. Bases 1 to 702 code for a protein of 233 amino acids. The record is from RefSeq and is a predicted model, not a curated record.
AUGGACGACGAUAACUUGAUAGAUACAAGAGAAAGUAGCGUGAGUGUAAAAGAAAGAGCAGCAGAGAUUGAAAGAAAAGAAAAAAAGCACGCUAGAGAGAGUUUAUCUUCUCUGAGAUCUUCACAUCAACAGAUGGCAGGAUAUUUGAGAACAACAGAAUCAGCUUCAAGAAAGCAUGUUGACAAACGAAGGGCGCCUAUGCCUGAUCAUCCUGAAGAAAAACGACUAAAGACAAGUCAUAGAGAAGGAUCUGCCCUGUCUGCAACUACCAAAAAUUCGGCAGUAGCAGAUCAUGAGGACUCUACAAUACAACUAGGAUGCCUUUAUGCAUACUAUUUACAAUAUAAACAAUUGUUGUAUAAUAUGGAUAAUCGUUUUGCAAAGGUUCAGCAAAUUGCAAAGAAAGAAUUAGAGAUGGGUCAUGAAGCGAUAGAGAAGAAAGAAGAGUAUAUGAAGAAUAAACGCCAAGAGGAAGAGGCUAAAGAGCGUACUGUGUCACAGUAUAUUUCAAAAGUGACAGAGGUGCUAGACGAUAUAGAUCGAAAAAUAAGCAAAGAUGAAGCAAUUGAUCAUGAAAAACGAUUACUAUCUGAUUUUAUAGUAGAACUAAAUGAACUUGAGAUACCCGCAUCCAGUAUGCAUGAAGAUAAAAAGACAUUAGCUAAAUGUAGGGAAUUGAUGGAAGCUAUUGUUGAUUCAUAA